Messenger RNA from Linepithema humile (Argentine ant), 993 nucleotides. The record is from RefSeq and is a predicted model, not a curated record. Lineage: Eukaryota; Metazoa; Arthropoda; Insecta; Hymenoptera; Formicidae.
AUGAUUUUGGUAGUUAUUGCAUCUGGCUUGGAUAUUCCAGACAGAUAUUGGGGUACCUACAGAUCUGGUGUAUAUUUUGGUUUAAAAACAAGAGAUCCACAUUCUUUAGUAACUGGUUUGAUGUGGUAUUCUCCACAUAUUCUACGCUAUGAUGGAAGCGUACUUAGACACUGGUGUGAUCAAGGUGAUAAAUUAGAUAGAUAUGCAUGGCUGGAGCAUGAUGGACGAACGUUUGGUGUUCAGGAAAUAGUAGAUAAGUCCAUAAUUUUAAGAACGACAUUUGUCAAAAGACCUGGUGGAUAUCAUGGUGGUGAUUGGACCGCAAGAAUUGCAGUAUCACAAAAGAAAGAAAACAGUAGAGAAGAGAUAUCAUUGUUAUUUUACACUGCUAUCGAAGAAAGUACAAAAGGUUGGAUAAAGGCUAAUCUAGGGGACUAUAAUCGCUUAACAGGCAUAGAAGGAAACACACAAGGAUUGGGAUCUUUUGCUAUAAACCUAAAUUUAAUAAAUGGCACUGUAGAGGAUCAUUCGUUUUUGGCAACAACUGCUUCUGGGUUAAAUGUGUUGAAAGAAACUGUUUUGCAAAAUCUUCGUAUCGCAACCCAGAAGGGAUCCGCGGAGAAACAUAUAGUUUUAGCCGGCGAACAAUUACUAUUAUCGCCUGAAGGCAAGAAAAAGGAUCCAAAUUUCAUCGUUACUCAAGUAACAGGAAAAGUUCCUUUCGAGAUUGAAGUUAGUUACGAAUCUGGCAGUUUUAGUAAUAGAAUAGACAAGUUAACAGGCCAGAACUAUGACGAGGCUCUCGACAAGCAGAGGCAAUUGUUCUCGAAGAAAUUUGAAAAUGUUUUUAAAUUGAAAUCAAAGGGAUACACGGACGACGAAAUGACGUUCGCAAAGAUGGCAUUCUCAAAUCUCAUAGGCUCGAUAGGUUACUUUUACGGAACUUCGCAAGUGCAAAGUACGUAUACACAGGGACCUGUGCCUUAUUUAUAA